Molecule: messenger RNA, 1233 nt
Organism: Chlorocebus sabaeus (green monkey)
Lineage: Eukaryota; Metazoa; Chordata; Mammalia; Primates; Cercopithecidae
Source: RefSeq, a predicted model, not a curated record
AUGGUGGGCCCCGUGGAUGAGGUGCGCGAGCUGCAGAAGGCUAUCGGGGCCGUGCCGCUGAUCCAGGGCGAGGGCUUGGAGAGAGAUGAGGAGGGAAAGCGGGGAGCGCCAUGCACCCUCAGCUCGGGGACUUUGGAGAGGGUGGGGGCUCAGUGGGAGCUGGAGGCCCGGGGGCCCGGCCAGUGCAGCCCCGCUGGGCCCGGCCCAGCACCACGAGACCGGCGCCCAGAAGCCCGAGUCCCCCUGGACGGGGCCUUCUGGAUCCCGAGGCCCCGGCAGACCAGCCCAAGGGCUGCUUAUUGCGUGUCAAACCCCCGCCCUGCAGGUCUCAGCGGCCCCUGCCCUGAGCCCUCGGUCCCGAUGGCGCCCACACUGUUCCCAUAGAGUCCAAGAAACAUGGAGCCGACAGCGUGCGAGGCCACAGCCUUUGCCCAAACCUGCAAGCACCUAGCGAGAAAGAAAGCGAUGACCAACCCCACGACCGUCAUCGAGGUCUACCCGGACACCACCGAGGUGAGCGACUAUUACCUAUGAUCCAUCUUUAACUUCGUCUACCUCAACUUCUGCCUGGGCUUCAUCGCCUUGGCCUACUCCUCAAAGUGAGUGCGAGACAAGAAGCUUCUCAAUGACCUGAAUGGAGCCGUGGAGGAUGCAAAGACGGCCCGGCUGUUCAACAUCACCAGCUCUGCCCUGGCAGCUUCCUGCAUCAUCCUCGUCUUCAUCUUCCUGCGGUACCCCCUCACCGACUACUAAGGCCUGCCAGGCACGUCCUCUGGCGGAGACAAGCACUGAGACAUGUUUAUUCUCAUGGUCCCUGAAACGCAGGAUCCCAUGAGGUUGGGGCAGGGCAGAGCUUCUUGUCCUGGGGCUCCCUUGAAAUGUGAACCGGGCAGCAAGGGCAUCAGAAGCUGAGUACAGCAAGGGGGCAGUGAGCUUGGCCCUCAGCCCACCCCCUCUGCCUCCUGGCCUCCGCCCUGCCUGUGUCUGGGGCCUGGGGGCUUCUCCCCUCGCUGCUGCACCCUGGCUUCCAGUGUCUGUGUCCCUGCCUUCACGUGCCCCUUCCCAGGCUCCUGGGGCUCCUUGGACCUGACACCUAGCAGGAAGGGCUUAUGCAAAAGUGUCCUAGGAUGGGACGACUCACUCUAUGCUCCCUGUCCCUGCCUCCUCCACGCUGUGACCCUGCUCAGAGCCCUGGUGUCUGUGAACUUUCAAUGAAGUAUCCAUGCAGCUCCA